Cladophialophora carrionii CBS 160.54 is the source of this 978-nucleotide messenger RNA. RefSeq lists its product as uncharacterized. The transcript has a single exon. NCBI's taxonomy places the organism in Eukaryota, Fungi, Ascomycota, Eurotiomycetes, Chaetothyriales, Herpotrichiellaceae. Bases 1 to 978 code for a protein of 325 amino acids. The record is from RefSeq and is a predicted model, not a curated record.
AUGGACGCGUCUUAUUUGGAGGCAUGGCAGAAGCUCAGGUCUGCACCCCCCCCCGUAGAUGGUUGUUUCGGAGUGGUAGGAGGAGAGAAAGAAAAAGCAGGUGCGUCCGCCGGCGUCCAACAGCCACAAUAUGAUGCUCAUCAGGAGAAAGAACAUGAUACCGCGGAAGUGGAGCACACUCGACAAGUUAGAAGUCCUGGCAUAUUAGGUCCUGGCAUAAUAGGUCCUGAUGCCAGUAAGGAUGAACAUGCUGCCGCGCAAUCAUCUGCCCAAGCCCAGGUUCAACACGGACAACCAAAAUAUACUGUCGCGCCGGCGCCAUCGCCGUCGCCGGCCCAGGCCCAACCCCAGCAAGCAGAACAGCCUGCCGCGCAGUCGCCUGCCCCGGCCCCGGCCCAACAAGCAAAACAGCCUGCCGCCUCGCCUCCCAAGGACCAACAUCAAGAACAUGGUGCUGAGGAUACAGAACAUCAUUCCGCGGAAUCGUCUCACCACGACGAGCACCAAGAACAUGAUGAGGAAGAGGAGGAGGAUCAUCACUCGGCCGCACGAGGAUCUCAAUCCCCGAAAUCCUGGCAUCAUGACAAGCAUCCCCACCCACGCCAUGAUGAUGAAGUCGAAGAUGAGGGCGAGGGUUGGGGUCAGGGCGACGAAGACCCCCACGGGGGCGAUUCGCACUGGAAAGGGGGGUCAGAGCACGAGCAUGGCGACAGACACUACGACGAGGACCACGACCGCCACCAUAGCGGAGGACACGGCGGACACAACCACGGUCACGAGAGCGAACACAACCACGGAUACGAGGGCGGGGACGAUGGUGGAUAUGAAGGGGAAUAUGAUGGCGAGUAUGACGACGGAUACGAUGGCGAAUAUGAUGACGGAUAUAAUGGCGGAUAUAAUGAUGGGCAUGAUGGCGGAUAUGAUGGCGAACACGACGGCGGGCACCACCGCGAACACCACGACGGACUGGUGGGUUGA